Telopea speciosissima is the source of this 795-nucleotide messenger RNA. RefSeq lists its product as uncharacterized. Gene Ontology annotation, molecular function: zinc ion binding; nucleic acid binding. Lineage: Eukaryota; Viridiplantae; Streptophyta; Magnoliopsida; Proteales; Proteaceae. The transcript has a single exon. Bases 1 to 795 code for a protein of 264 amino acids. The record is from RefSeq and is a predicted model, not a curated record.
AUGUUCCCAGCUACUUGGCUCUGGGAUCUCGAGAGAAUCUUUGAAGUACUACCGUGUAAUGAUCUCGAGAAGAUCCAAUGUGCUACUUUUCAACUCCGAGGUGACACUGAUGUAUGGUGGCAUUCCUUGAAGGAUUACUUCUGGGCAAAAUAUCCCAAUGCUACUUGGGCCCAAUUUAAGGAAGCUUUUCUUGAGAACUACUUUCCAAGAAAUUUUUGGGAAAAGAAGGAAAUUGAAUUCGUGAACAUCAGUCAAGGAUCCAAAUUGGUCCUUGAAUACCAACAACUCUUUGAGGAGUAUUUCUACUUUGCUCCGAUCCAUUUGAAGACUAAGGACGUGAAGGUAAGAAGAUUUGAAAGGGGACUUAGAGCCAGUCUGAGUACUGCAGUGGUGUUGCACAAGUACCCCACCUAUGUUGAGGUGGUUGAAGCUGCUAAGCUGAUAAAGGAUCAGCAAAGGGAGAAUUAUCAGGCUAUCCAGGCAGGCAAGAGACCGAUAUCGUCUCAUGACUCUAGGGGACCUAUCAAGUUCCAAAGAAGAGGGUCUUAUACCAAUGCAGCCCCAAUUCAAUUCUGUAGGCCUGAUUCAGCUCAAGUGCCUAAAUCUGUACCUGCUUCUCAUUAUGGGGUACAGACUCUUAUAUGUUACAACUGCAAGGAGUUUGGUCAUAUGGCCAAAGAUUGUCCACAAUCACGACAAUCGGGUUCAUGGCCAGUUGUGACCUCCAAACCACCCCUGGCAAGGAUUGCUGUUCACCCACCUGCUCCUUCUCCAGUGAGCAAGACUCAGGGGUGA